Messenger RNA from Boleophthalmus pectinirostris (great blue-spotted mudskipper), 6167 nucleotides. RefSeq names its product WT1 interacting protein (gene wtip). Gene Ontology annotation, cellular component: nucleus; P-body; adherens junction. Gene Ontology annotation, molecular function: transcription corepressor activity. The coding region runs from base 706 to 2292 and encodes 528 amino acids. Lineage: Eukaryota; Metazoa; Chordata; Actinopteri; Gobiiformes; Gobiidae. The record is from RefSeq and is a predicted model, not a curated record. Gene Ontology annotation, biological process: negative regulation of hippo signaling; cytoskeleton organization; positive regulation of miRNA-mediated gene silencing. The transcript has 2 exons.
ACUUGAGCUGGUUCUCUAUUAAGGAGUCGUACCAGGUGAGGGAUGCUUUAUAUUCCAUUUUAGUUAGCCUGGAUGAAUGCAGACGUCCCCUUUAUUUUCUAAAGUCUUCUCUUUUUAAAGCCGGCAGCCCCUUGCUGAGUUGGUCGCAAUCAUUGUUUCUCUGCAGCAUUAACCACAUUCCACAGAGGCGCAGUACACCCGGUCUCCAUCCUCGCAUUCCUGCCACACAAAAAAGUCCCUUGAAUGAAAUGGGAUUUGUUUGUGUUUUAGGAUGCUUUAUUAUUAAUAACGUUCACAUGGGCGUUACAUGCAUUACAUAUACAUUUGUACCUAACUUACUUUUUAAGCAAACUACGGAGAAAUUGCAUUUAGCGCAAAAACUAACAAGGAGAAAUUCCUCCGCGCAGCGCGCCGUUGACUGUAAAGACCUUUCAACUUAACAAAAACCCAAGUUGACAAACGUAUCCCUGCCGGCUGAAACGGUAAGAAAGAGUUUGUUUUUUUCCACUGGACGUUGCCGAGCAAAGGAAGAGGAUGUGUUCAACGAUGGCGCACACUGAAAACAGGCAGUUUUCCUUAAAUGAGCAGCGGGUGUACCUCCGCGUUUUGUUUUGAUUUCCAUGUGAAACGCAAUUAGCGCUUCGCAGUGCUAGCUUGUUGGACAUCGGCGCACACACUACUUGUUUUAAGCUUCGGAGGCGAAACAUGGAGCACUAUCAACAGGAUUUAGGACUAAGGACCACGAGUCUGAUGGAGGACCUUUCCCUGUAUGAUGCAUACAAUGAUGGGAUGUACAAUACGAGAAGAGACUUAGACUUCCCUGCUCCUAAUGUGGAGCAUGCAAGUGCACCAAUGAACGGAUCGUCUGUGCUUCUCCAGCAACAUCACACAGUGGAGAAUUUUACAUGUGGAAGUAAAGUGUACAAUGCUGCUCCGGUGCGGCCGGUGAACUGUAACCGAGCUGUGUCUGCGGAUUUUUGUGCGCCUCAAAGAGACACGCUGUACGGUGAAGAGGGUUGUUGCACCCAGUCUGAAGUAGCACUGCCGUGUUACACAGGCGAGAGACAUCGGAGGUAUUCCCUGGAAGUGUUGGGCCACAGGUACAGCACCGGCUCCUCUUUUGACGGUGUUUCACUCAACAAACCCGCGGCAGUGUCCAGCAACAGGUGCAACAGCGUAUGCAUUACAAGCAAUCAUGAUUGUAAAUACAAUGCAACCAGCCCGCGAUCCAGUCUGGCGUCUUCUCUGUCCUCUCAAGAGCAAAGCAAGCACGCCAGUCCCAGGUCAAGCAUUAGCAGUCCUCGCACGAGUCUUGUGGUCCCGGGCCCAGACAGGUACACGAGUCCUAGGUCUAGUUUAGUUCACUGCGAGGGAAACGGCAUAAUUAGUCCUAGGUCUAGCUAUGCAAGUAGCGCUAGCGACACAAGUAAACAGUCUAGCCCAAGGGCCAGUGUAAACAGCUGUGACUGUUGCAGUAAGCCCAGUAGUAAUCGCACCAGUGGGAUAAGUAUGGGCUACGAUCAGAGGCAUACUAGCCCCCGGUCCAGCACAGCUAGCCAGUACUCCUUCACUACCAGCCCCAGGUCAAGCUACUCUGACUCCCGCUAUGGGCCCAUGCUCAACCACGACAUGGAUGGGGGCAUUUUACACGCGCCCCCGUUGGCCAGCCCUCGAUCCAGCAUCUGCAGUCAGGAUGGCACUUCUCGACCAGGACCCACUACUAAUUCUGUGGCCAGUCCCCGCUCCAGUAUCUCCAGUCACAGCUCCAGAAGUUCUCGCAGCUCUAGAGGGUCAAUGAGCACUUAUCCGGACUUACAAAUGCCGUCGCCCCGUUCAUCUAUGCUGGGCACCAAUUUGCAGGAGGACACGCUUCUACAGGAUUAUGGGGACUCAAGUGGCCUUCAGACCCGUGUGCACCUCCAAGGACUUUUGCCAGUUCCAGAUGCGCAGCAGCUGUCCUGUGGCCCUGGAGAAGCGAGUGGCGGUUCAUCCUCAGUAGUUGGUUACAACGCGAAGUCAACGGGCCAAAGGAUGAAACUUCCCUACCAGGUGACCCCCGGUAGGGAAAAUGGGCCCAGCCAGGCUGAGAAGCGGCUAGAGGCGCUCACACUGGAACUCGAGAAGGAAUUGGAAAUGCACAUAAAAAAGGAAUAUUUUGGAAUCUGCGUAAAAUGUAGCAAGGGUGUGUAUGGAGCGAGUCAAGCGUGCCAAGCCAUGGGCAAUUUGUACCACACAAAUUGCUUCACCUGCUGCUCUUGUGGUAAGUUCAGUUUAACUUGCUAUAAAUAUUAGGGGUGAGACGAGACCAAAAUUGGGUCAGCAAGAUGAGAUUUUGAUAUAAUUUACAAUAAUAGAUGCAUUUCAUAAUUUUGCCCAAAUUAUUUUAUUAUUUUUAUAUUAUUAUUUUAUGGCUAAAUCUAAGUAGUUUUUAUAUGUUUAAGCUUUUGGUACCAAUUGAUAUCUGUUACAUUUAGAACUAUUAAUUUGAACAUCGUCUGUAGUUUAUUUACAUAAAUAUAAGAAAAAAUGUAUUACAAGUUUUUAAUUCUGUAAUCUUUUCAUAUUUUAUGUGUAAAUAUUGGACAUUUGAAAAAGGGAUUGAAUUCAGGUUUAAAUUUCUUGCUUCAUUUUGGAGAGUUUGAUGUGUGUAGAUGCUACUUAAAGGGGUGAUCUUCAUGUCCCUGUUUGUGAAAACACCAUUUGAAGUUACAGUGUUGCAUAAAUUUGAUUCAAGUGCAUGUUAUUUUUUGUUGAAAAUAUUUAAUUUUUCAUUUUUAGUUAUCUGUGGUGUAAGAUCUAAAAAAUUUUCAAAAAAUCAAACAAAAAAAAAGACACUCCAUCUGUUUUUAAAAAGUCUUUAAAAAUUCUUCAUAGCAUCUUGGCACUAUGCACCUAUGCAUUUCAGCCAACACAGCCUUCAUCAGGGCACAAACCCAGGUAAGAGGUGGGCACUCAGCUAUAUAGCUAUAUUAGGUGGUGUGUCCAUGGUACAGACACCACUUUUUUCUUGUCUUAAUUUCUCCACAUUUUGGUGUUUUAACCUCACAGAAAACUACUAAAAUAUUUAAGUUAAAAAGAACCCUCUGUGUAAAGAGUACCUGUCUAAAAAAUGAACUAGUAUCCAUACAGCACUUCUCAUCAUAUUCUUUGUGCAGAAAAUUUAGUUUUGACCAUGUUAUAACUGUCUUUGUAUUUCAUUUACUUAGGGAGUAUGCUUCAAUCAAAAUAUAACUAUCUCCUCCCAAUGCUCUCAAAUUAUUUCCAGUAAAUCAAGACUGGGUCAUACAUGUAGUGUCACAUAGCCGUAUUUCAACAUAAACAAUCUGCUGCUUGCUAUGGUGAAAUACUCUUCACAUUCACAGCUGUGAUCCAGUCAAAAGAAUAUAAUAUAAAUAACUUUCUGGUCACCGGUGUCAAUGUGAGGUGUUUUAGUUUAGUAUUCUCAUGCUUUGUGACUUGACUUGAGUGACUUGAGUGACUAAGAUGAAGAAGAGCUGCUUUUGCUCAGCUAUGGACCACGUAUAUGUUCCCCACAGCUCUAUGUUCCUCCUCCUCCUGGUCCUCUCACAUUUAAAAGAUAGUUUUGAAAGUAAAUCCAUAACCCCUAUCCUCACUCUGGCCCUAACCAUAAUCUCAAAACCAGGCCCUAACCGUAACUACCCUACAACCCAACAAUUAUGAACAAAGACCUACAGGAACAUAGAACCCUGUUUUUAAAAAUGUCUUACAAACAUGGGGACAUAAGGCAGAACCCCACCUGGAUCACACUGACAUUACAUAAAGCUAGCUCGGCGAAAUGUUUGCUUUUUGAUGGCUACAUUAUCACCUGAGAGAAGCUCCUACAUGACUGACAUGUCUUGAAUUAAGAGGGGUAAUUUGAAACCCAAACUCGGCCCUUCCCUGUCCAUUGAAAGUUGUGAAAUGCACUUAUAAACUUAUUGUUGUUUUCUUUAAUAAGACUGUAAAAAUCAAGUACAGCAGCUUUAAAUCUGACCCUAAAGUCAGUGUAUGACUUGUGUCAGUAAUGUUCCUGUUACUUGACUCCAGCCUCCCUCUUCAGUUUCCUGAGCAAAUAAGAGGAAGAUGUCUAGAGAAAGCCUUUUAACCAUGUUGUGUCCAUUCAUAUGUGAGAUCAACCACCCCACCCCCAAAGGCACUAUGAACUGCCUUUAAUUUACAUGUAGCCAGAGCCGCAUACUUACCCAUUUAUUAUGUCUGAAGAGAGCGCGGCCAAAUGACUAGUGUCCAGUGGCUGAAGUUGCUUGAGUUUGAUUCUGUCCUGGUAAAGGUGGAUCUGAGGAUUGAAUUCUUCUUUAUAAUAUAAGCUUUUCAUUGACUAUUUGCUUUUUAUUUUUAAUUUCAUCAAUACCACACAUUAUGACUUGGCUUGCUAUGAGUGGCUUGUCUUCAUAAUUUAAAUUUUAUGAGUGAACAACCAAGAAUAAGCAUGGAGAAUAUGGAUAAAAUUAAUAACAUGAUUUAGAUCAAGAUUACUUUACUUGUCCUGACUCCCAAAGUCAAUUUGCCUUAGACACCCUAGCUGCCAUAUAGAAAAAUACACACUUGCUUCUCCAGUGGGUUUAUUUAGUGAUGUCAGUUUUAUUUUGUGUAUUCAUCUGACUUCCUGUGAAUGCAAAGGUUUUAUGUCAUGCUUUAAAUGUAAAGACUUUAAAAGGAUAGCUAAAUCUAACUAAAUUAAUCUAGUGAGUCAGUGUGCACCAAGUAUGGUGUCCUGUAGGAUCCAGGGCUGUAGGAUCUGGCUAAGUUUGCUGAUACAUGGCUCUCUGGUAGCCUUGGGCUUUGUUUAGCCAUGCAUAAUUGAGCCCUCUCUUGGCUUACUCCCAUGGUUGCACCCUUUUUCAUGAAAUGGCCAAGAAUGCAAAAACUACCCCCUCCACUUCAGCUGGCCUUCCUCAGAGGAACUCAAUAGGCACUUUACCAUAGGCUUUUGGGUUCAGGCAGUGUCUGCACAGAAUGGUACGGUUGGGUUACUGGAGGAGUUGAGGUCCAAGGGACAGGGGUCUGCUUCAUGAGCAGGUGAUGCUAUCUAAACCCAACAUUUUGUUAUUAUUAACUCUAAUUCAUACCUGAAACUGGGGUUAAAAAUUGAUGACCAGAUACUAAUUGAUAAUAAAACUAGUAUCGACACUAGAUAAUCAUUCAAACAAGUAUCAAUACAGGACCCCCUAAACUGAAGUGGCACACAGUACUACUUUGAAACAAUCAUGGAUUUUUCCUAGAGGCACACUUGCAAAAAAGGGGUUGAGGUCUGUGUAAUGCAUUGAGUUUGGUUGGUGUUGGAUGCAUUGGUCACUGGAUAUACUAUGCUUUUAAUCUCAAAAAGAGUGCUGUUGAACAAUAAAAUAAAAAGAGCUGUUUCUAGCUUGGUUACAAGCUUUGUUUUGCUAACCAUGUUGGCGCAACAUUUAAGAUGCAAUCUAUGGGACUCUGGCUUUUUUUUUUUUUUCGCAUGUCAUGGACACGUGACCACAACUGAAUCACGUCCACCUCUGUAUUUGACCUAUGUGAAUGUAAUUAGUGGUGGUGAUUCAAAUUUCAACUCUGUCAGAUUGAGCAUAUGCAUUUUAAAUGUUUUUUUUUAGAAGUCUUUGUUUCCCUGCUCGCCAACCGUGAAAAAUGCCCAUGUCCAAAAUGUUUUUGUUUUUUUUGCUUCUUGUCAAGCAUAAAAUGUAAUCGCUAAUUUUGGAUGAAGUCAUCCAAAGUCAGGAAAUUACAGUGUUUUUUGCUGCUCUGCUAUGUGGAAUCCGUAAGGAUAAUGAUAAAUUAAUUAUUUAUUUUUUUAUUCAGUGUCACUGGAUGUCGCAUGCUGAAUUUGAGCUUAUCUGGACCAAAAACGUAGGACUAGAUAUGUUUCAUAAAAAUCUGAUUAGAGCAGUGCUCUAAUUCAACUUUUGUUUUGUCUUAUUGUUCUCUAUCACUAUUCUGAAUUUUAUUGGUCUACACCAUACUUUGCUUGUCGCCACUCCCAUAAGAGCCCACUUGAAGGUGACACUGUUGAGAUGAGUUGUCUUGCGAUGCCCAUUUUAUCAAAUUUUCACCGGAGAGGUUGAUCCUAUACUCAGUUUGGAGACUUUCUGUGAAUUUUCCGGGGGUCAAAGAUGAAAUCAUUUGGUCCGAAAAAGAGGAAUAAUAAGAAACCAACUAAG